Saccostrea cuccullata (small rock oyster) is the source of this 900-nucleotide messenger RNA. RefSeq lists its product as uncharacterized. Lineage: Eukaryota; Metazoa; Mollusca; Bivalvia; Ostreida; Ostreidae. The record is from RefSeq and is a predicted model, not a curated record. The transcript is spliced from 7 exons. The coding region runs from base 50 to 835 and encodes 261 amino acids.
GUUCGUGGCCAUAUUUGUUCGGAUGUAAUUUCCUGCGCAAUUUUAGACAAUGUGUCAGUUGAUACAAAUAGAUUAUAAGGAGGAUACGGAUAUCAAACAUUUUGUUGGAAAUCACCAGGGCAGCGAGGAUACAAAUUUGGAUAAAGCACAAAAUUGCGUCGCUAAAGGUUUCCUGCGUUGUCCAUUGAGAUAUUUGGGAAUUAGACCCAAGAGGCUCUUAUUUGUUUUCACAGUCUUGAUGUUUGCAAACUACACAAAUGGGUUUUGUCCAUCGUCUUUGAAUACAAUGGAAACAGUGAAGAACUGUCCAAAAAGUAAAGAAGAAUGGAAUCAAAGAGCUAUGCUCAAAGAUUGCUCCAAGUUUCAUCAAAGCUGCACAGACAACUCAACGUUUCUUUACCAUUGUCUGCCGAACACAAAUUUGCAAACCCUUGUGGAAGUUUGUGCUCCAAUGAUAUAUGCAUCAGAAUAUUGUUGUGAAUUCAACAGUCUAGGAGCUGUAGUGCAGCGCAACUAUAAGGCAGAUUGUAGAAACUAUUCUCACCCUUGCUUAAAGUCAUUUCCAUCAACGGAAAGUUUUAGAUAUCAAGAAUGUUACGCAAAGAAUUCACAAGUUGCUGUUGAAGUUGAUGAUGGUGUUGAUAAAUCAAAAAAAGACAGAUCUGGUAUUGGAUUUGGAAUCGUUAUCCCGCUUGGUUUUCUGGCAUUUUUCAGUAUUCUAAUGAUAACUGGAUUGAUAUACAUACUGAAAAGAAGGCGAGAUCAUUCCAAGGAUAAACAGCAGUCCACAAACAGUUAUGUGGGGGUCAAAAUGGUAAUAAUUGUAUCACUUUAGCUCUAGUGGUCAGAAAAAGAAGAGUAUAUGCGAUUGUAAUGCGUCCGCCGUUCGUCUGACUGUCU